AUGGAUGAUCUUGCGAGGGCCGAAUACCCUGCCAUGCUGGCACACCUCCAGCCCAUGCAGGCUGUCAACGUCCUGACCGAUCGCGUGAAGAGAAUAACCAAGAUCAACACCGAAGUCGCAGACUGGCUACAGGAGCGCCGUCGAGUCGAGGAACAGUAUGUCCAAAGUUUACGGAAGCUCAUGAACUUCAAAGUUCCCAACGGCCAGUCCGAGCUCGGCGUCUUUUCUGGACCCUGGGACAAGAUCGUGCUCUCCGUCGAUGCGACCGCCCACUCUCAUCACCAAUUCGCCAGCCUGCUCGAGAAAGAUGUCGAAGCGCCCCUGCGCAACUUCCAGGCCCGAAAGGAGAUGCAGAACAUGCAAACCAUUUCUGCCAACCUGACGGCUAUGGCUCGAGACCUCGAGGAUGCCCAGAAAAAGAUGGACGCGCUGGCUAGGAAGGGUCCUAAGACGAAUGCGCAGAAGAUGGCAGAUGCCACCGCUAGGCUCGAGCAGGCCACCCAGCAAUGGGAUUCCCAAGCCCCGUUCAUCUUCGAAACCCUCCAGGCUCUCGACGAACAGCGCGUGAACCAGCUGCGCGACCUUCUCACCCAAUACCAAACCCACGAAAGCGACCAGGCCCAACGAUCCCAGAGUAAGGCUGCCGAGACGCUGGCCUUGAUGCUUGAAAUAAGUACCGAGCAGGAAAUCGCGAGCUUUAAGGAGAAGAUUGUUUCCGGAAGGCCGCGCAUGGAGAAGAGGGUCACGACAUCACGACAGUCCUCGAACGUGCCUACAAGCCAGACUCUGGCUCCACCCCCGCCACCUUCUUCCAGCUUAGGUCACCAUGAUGACGAUACGAGCGAUCACUCGGGAGCUUUGGAGGGCAAGUCCGAAUCGAAGCUGCGGAGUCGAAUCGGCACGAUGCUCGGCCGGCGCCGACAGAGCAUCCACGGUGGCUUCGGUCCGAUUUCUCCACAGAAGACCGGCGGUUCCUCGUUCGGCCGUGGCCUCAGUAGCAGCCAUAGCAGUACCCACGUCCGCCCCAGUGGCCUCUCGCCAAGAGCCUCUUCGCACAACUUGGCCGAAACCAACAACCGACUGUCGGCUCUUGCGGAAACACCCGACUCGCCUAGGCCGCCCCAUUCGUCUGGAACCGACAGGCCGUUCCAUGAGGGAACCAAUGGCUUUGGUGAGGAAUCGUCGGAAGCUGCUCGUCUUGGUUCAUCGGCUGGUACUGUUAAUGGCACCCACGAUACGGAUGUGCAGGAUGUGGCCCCUCCCCCGGGACCGCCACCGUCCCAGGUUAAGGAGGCCGAAGUGAAGGACUCCGAGGGCUUUACGAUUCGCCCUCCUGCGGACGACCCGAUCUCUCAGGCUCAGCGCGAGGCCGCAGAGGAGAAUGAACAAAUGUUCAAGCUCAACAUUGCGAGCUCGCCGAUUCAGGAGGAGGACGCCGAUGCCAAGGAGGCUGCGUUGAACAGCGUCGCCAACACUCUUACACAGAUGGCUGCUCCUUCCCGAAAGCUUGGAACAGUGCGUGGACGGAGAGACGUCAGGAAUACCAUCUAUGUGCCGCCGCCAAACAUGCCCGAGCUCACCAACGAGAACCCCUUCCCGACAUCCCCAUCACUGCCUAGCCAGUCUUCUAAGCCUACUACUGUCGCAGCGCUCGCCUCCGAAGCAAGCAUCGCUGCUACAUCAGAUACUCAGUCGAUCCGUUCAGCCAACUCCCUGAUGAGCCUUGCUCACCUCAAGCACCCUGAAAUGCACGAGCCUGGUCUCAAUGCUUCUAUCAUCGAGACAGUGUCAGCUACAUUCGAAGAAGGGGAGGUCAAGAAUGCCAAGGUUCAUGGCGAGAUUGCCUUUGCUUAUCAUCCCGCCGGCGACGCUUCUCCAGAGCGUGAGACGAUUCGUAUCAACAAUUUCCCUAGCCUGGAAGUCAUUGGACCGAAUCGCAUCUUUGUUCAGAACAGUCCUGACAAGCCGGAUGAGUUCAAUCUCGAUGUAUCGCACAUCAACAAGACUGCAACAGCGUUCACAUAUCGUGUUCACCCCGGCGACGCUGGCCUGGCCGCCCAUGUUCCUUUGUUCAUCCGACCAGCUUGGAAGCCUCAGGGCGACAAGCUUGGACUCCUUCUGCAAUACUCGCUCAACCCUGCUAGCGGCCUCACAGCACCCGUGACGCUGCAAAACGUCGUGUUCGUGGCUACAUACGAAGGCGCCAAGGCCUCAGGAGCCCAGACGAAACCGGCAGGAACCCACUUGAAGGAGAAGCACCUGGUGUACUGGCGCCUUGGAGACCUCACACUCACCGCCGAGACGCAAAAGAUUGUGUGCCGCAUCAUUGGCGCCGAAAACGCCGAGCCCAAGCCGGGCCACAUCGAGGCCAGAUGGGAAUAUACUCCCGAGUCCCUCAGCAGCGGCAUCUCCAUCUCGAGACUGGAAGAGAUCAAGGGCAAGGGCAAGGAAGAGGAAGCCGACCCUUUCGCGGACGACAACCCGGCUUCGCCGGCCCUGCCAGCUGAUCAACAAUGGGUGGAUGUGAAGCUGGUGAAGAAGAUCACGAGCGGCAAGUACGAGGCCAAGUGA
Colletotrichum chrysophilum is the source of this 2571-nucleotide messenger RNA. RefSeq lists its product as uncharacterized. Lineage: Eukaryota; Fungi; Ascomycota; Sordariomycetes; Glomerellales; Glomerellaceae. The transcript has 6 exons. The record is from RefSeq and is a predicted model, not a curated record. The coding region runs from base 1 to 2571 and encodes 856 amino acids. Gene Ontology annotation, cellular component: plasma membrane; cytoplasm; cell division site. Gene Ontology annotation, biological process: septin cytoskeleton organization.